Molecule: messenger RNA, 1613 nt
Organism: Acaulospora morrowiae
Lineage: Eukaryota; Fungi; Glomeromycota; Glomeromycetes; Diversisporales; Acaulosporaceae
Source: the annotation of a GenBank genome assembly
ACCCAUUGGCAUCAUCACUUGGUCAAUCUAGUGUUAAAGAUUAUUUUUACUCUGCAGAGCAAGACUUUCUCGACAAUCCUUUAAGGAUUAUCUAUGAUACUAAGAUUAAUGGCCAAAAGAAAGUAAACAUACCAGGUUUAUAUGUUUAUUGUGAAGUAGAAGGUAAUAGACAAUCUGAUAUUGAAGUAUUGGAAUUAUUACAGUUGCACGAAGAAGAAAUUUUUAAUAUUCUUCCAUCCAGUGUGAUUGGAAUAGGGAUUACCUUUGUAAAGUCAUAUCAGGAGCCUUCCAUCAUUCUCUAUGUUAAUAUUCUACCCGAGCUCUCCGAACAAACAAUUGAAAAUUUUUUUGCAAUAUUACAACGACCACCAGAGGAUAUUGUUAUUUGCCUAUUAUUCGACGAGGAUAAACUCAAUAACAAUGCCGAACGAAGUAAUAAUAAUAACUCUAGUAGAAACUUUGGCGUAGAAAAGGAAGAGGAUAAUAGAGAAAGAGAAAAUAACUCUGAUGGGAGCAAAGGAGAAAAUAAAGAUAGAGAGGAUGAUCCUAAUGGAGGCAAGGAGUAUAACAAAGAUAACGAGGGCGAUUCCAACGAAAGUCAGAGAGGUAAUGAUGAAAAUGAAAACGGAUUAAACAAAAAUAACAAAGGCAAGGAAAAAGAAGGCGGUGGUAACGAUGAUGACGAUGGUGAUCCGAGUGACACUAAUAGUAAUACAAUGCCCUAUGGAGCUAUUUAUGCAAGUGCUAAUGUUCAUAUUACGCCUGACAAUAACAAUGAUAACUUUGGCCAAGCGGCUUAUAUACAAUUUAAAUUGAGAAUGCGGCGCCUAAAGAGUACAAAUGACGAGUUAAAAAGUUUAAAAUUCGAGAUCUUUGGCAUAAUCUUUUCAGGUGGAGAGAUGCUAUCAUCUAAAAUUCCUAAUCUCAAGGGCGAAGGAUAUUACCCUGUUAAAGCCGAAGUUAUUUUAGAACCAAGGCAAGAUGAUCAAAAAAAAAAAUUAUCUAGAUUAAUUACAUCUAUCGAUCUAAACUCUCCGAGCGGUGAAAUGAAUGUUAUACGGAAUCGAACCGAGACAAAUAAUGUUGGCACAACGGCAGGAGUUAAUGGGAUUAACCCUAAUCUUACAGUAAAUUUAAAUAAAGAGAUAACAAUAAAUGAGAAAGUUUCUUCCGUUCGCAUUACCAAUCCUAAUCUAGGGUUCCCAAAUAUUUUAUGGGAACAUGAUCUAGGAAAUGAGGAAAGAAGGCUUCCUGUUUAUUCUGAGGCGCCACUACACACGGCUUGCAUUGGGUACAAGGAUGUAAAAAAUUUUGAAGUUAAGGCGACAUUAACUUUAGAAUAUAACGAACACUUUAUUUCAGGAUUAAUUAAAAUUAUCCCUUUCCGGCGUGUAAUAAAGCUCCCAAAAAGGUUGAAAUUUUCGUUUUCUAUAAUAAUUGCAGAAAAUCAAAUUCAAAAUAUCUUUAGAAAGAAUGGUCCGGUAUACUACUGCAGUCCAGAAGCCUUACAAGCCGAUCGGGAUAAUAAUUUUGAAGACUUAUCAGAGAACGAUUUGGAAAAUAGUGGAAUCAUUUCCUCACAAGAGAUAAAAAAAUUAAAUCUUAAAAAAUAA